AUUGACAUUGCUUAAAUGCAGAAGUUUUUGUUUAAUACAAACAUGUCUUUUUACUGACGAAAUAUAAAGAUGAUCCGACCGUGACACAGACAUACACGCUAAAGUAUACCCAAUCUCUCUGCCUGUCAUGCUACCCUGAUAAACAGUCCAUAUCGAUACAUGGUUCAGUAUACUAUCCGCAUCAACUUUCGGCGUUACAUGUUAGACAUUCGGAGCAUUACGUUUUUAUCUGUAUUACAGAGUUAGGUAAUCUGAAGGUUAAGUUGAGAAGGAGGAUUGCUGUAGAGGCCAGGUAGUGUCCUGAAGUGACACCAGUGGUUACAAGGUGAUGACCAAGAGAGCUAUGGACCACUACGUGGCGGGGGCCAUGGGAGGAACCGCCGGUUACUUUGUGGGGUACCCACUGGAUACCAUAAAGGUACAGCUUCAGACACAGAGUGUGGGAAAGCGUGGGUUAAUGGCGGCUCUAUCCAACACGUGGAGACAAGGGGUGACUGGAGGAUUUUACCGGGGAAUGUCAUGGCCUCUCUUCUCGACCGGAUUCACAACAUCCGUAUUCUAUGGGGUUUACGGCAAUACACUAACAUUUCUGGAACCAGAGAAGACGAAGCAGAAGUCAGCAUACAGUAAAAUAGUUCUUGCCGGAAGUGUGGCCGGGAUGGCCCAAGGACUUCCGGUCAUUCCUAUCGACUACGUCAAAGUUGUUCUUCAGUCUCAGCUUUCUACACUUGGAGAUAAAUCUGCAACUAAGGUCAACGGUGUGCAUGCGAAUGCAGCCAACAUCCACUACUUCCGUGGCCCAUCGGACUGCGCACGCAGCAUUGUCAAGACGAGUGGAGUGGCAGGACUGUUCAAAGGAGCCACAGCAACGAUACCCCGGGAAGUCAUUUUCUUUGCUAAUUACGGUUUGAUAUAUGAAUGCCUAAGUGACUUCAUCAAACAGAAGAAUUGGACAGAUUCACGCGGUUUUUUUGCAGAUUUUAUCGGUGGUGGUUUUGCAGGAAGUAUUUCUUGGAUUUUCGUGAUACCAUUCGAUGUCAUAAAAAGUCGUUACCAGGCUGACUUUAGGGGUAAAUACGGGAGUCCCGUUGACUGUGCUAUACAAAGCUACCGAACGGAAGGUAUAGGCGUUUUCUACAAAGGUUGUUUGGUCACAUGUGUGCGAGCAUUUCCGGUAUGCGCAGUGUCCUUUAUGGUAUAUGCACAGGUGACUCAGUGGCUGAGAAAUCGUCAAUGAAUGCCAAGUGGACACGAGAUUAAUUUUAACUAUGUUUAUGCGGGGAAAUAUAUAAUAAAAUAUCGGUCUUAGUAGCAGGUGGUUACUCUAUAUUGAAAAUAUUUUGCCGAUAUAAAUAUAAUCUUUCUUUUGUCAUUCUUCCGUCACAACGCAAGCGAACACCUCGAUUAUAACGAUGAAAUCAGAUCGAAAAGCUGAGUUUAUUCCUCUUCUUAGAGGGGCAUUCCUACGUUCGGACAUCAGAAACAUGCACAAUUUCUACUGAUGAAAUCUAUGUCCGAA
Molecule: messenger RNA, 1519 nt
Organism: Pecten maximus
Lineage: Eukaryota; Metazoa; Mollusca; Bivalvia; Pectinida; Pectinidae
Product: solute carrier family 25 member 45-like
Exons: 5
Coding region: 329-1237 (302 amino acids)
Biological process (GO): transport
Molecular function (GO): transmembrane transporter activity
Source: RefSeq, a predicted model, not a curated record